Haemorhous mexicanus (house finch) is the source of this 2988-nucleotide messenger RNA. Its product is annotated as AP2/ERF domain-containing protein PFD0985w-like. The record is from RefSeq and is a predicted model, not a curated record. The transcript has 2 exons. NCBI's taxonomy places the organism in Eukaryota, Metazoa, Chordata, Aves, Passeriformes, Fringillidae. Bases 1396 to 2976 code for a protein of 526 amino acids.
AACUCUUCCAAAAAUGAGAUUUCAGAGCUUUUUGUAGCUCUGAAAGAAUUCCAAGAGUUUCCAGCAAUUCCUGUGUCUGACCUGUCUCCUUCCAAGCUUGCUGUGUGAUUCUUGAAAUAAAUAUUUCUCAGGAAGGUGCUGAGAAUAUUGGAAUUUUAGAGAGAAAAAAAUGCAAAGUUUUGGGAUUAAAGAUGGCAGAGCUGCUGUAGGAAAGAUCAAGUGCUUGGUGUGGCAAACAAAUUCCAGAGAAAUCUUUCACAGACACAGAAAAUGUGCAAUUUCUCCUCAAGAUGGUCAGUCUUCUCUUCUAGGAAUGGAAAUAAAACCCUGGAGAAUCUUUCAGUUAAAGAGUAAUAAAAUAUUGGAGUGUAAAUCAAAGAGUAAUAAAAUAUUGGAGUGUAAAUCAAAGAGUAAUAAAAUAUUGGAGGAUAAACCAAAGAGUAAUAAAAUAUUGGAGGAUAAAUCAAAGAAUAAUCAAAUAUUGGAGUGUAAAUCAAAGAGUAAUAAAAUAUUGGAGUGUAAAUCAAAGAGUAAUAAAAUAUUGGAGGAUAAAUCAAAGAGUAAUAAAAUAUUGGAGUAUGAAUCAAAGAGUAAUAAAAUAUUGGAGUGUAAAUCAAAGAGUAAUAAAAUAUUGGAGUAUGAAUCAAAGAGUAAUAAAAUAUUGGAGUAUAAAUCAAAGAGUAAUAAAAUAUUGGAGUAUAAAUCAAAGAGUAAUAAAAUAUUGGAGUGUAAAUCAAAGAAAAAUCAAAUAUUGGAGUAUAAAUCUCUUUUGAGAAAUAGUUGGGAGCUUUUUUAUUGUCUGAGGCUCUAUUGAAGUCAUUAAUAAUAUUGAAGUGAUUAAUACUGAAGUGAUUAAUAAUCCUGAAGUGGUUAAUACUGAAGUGGUUAAUAUUGAACUGAUUAAUAAUAUCGAAGUGGUUAAUAUUGAAGUCAUUAAUAUUGAGGUGAUUAAUAAUAUUGAAGUGAAUGAUAUUGAAGUGAUUAAUAUUAAGGGGCUAAUAAUAUUGAGGUGAUUAAUAUUGAAGUGAUUAAUAAUAUUGAGGUGAUUAAUAUUGAAGUGGUUAAUUAUAUUGAAGUGGUUAAUAAUACUGAAGUCAUUAAUAAUACUGAAGUGAUUAAUACUGAAGUGAUUAGUAAUAUUGAAGUGAUUAAUACUGAAGUGAUUAGUAAUAUUGAAGUAGUUAAUAUUGAAGUAGCUAAUAUUGAAUAGUUAAUAUUGAAGUGGUUAAUAUUGAAGUGGUUAAUAUUAAAGUCAUUAAUAAUAUUGAAGUCCUUAAUAUUGAAGUCAUUAAUAAUAUUGAAGUGGUUAAUAUUGAAGUGAUUCAUAUUGAAGCAAUUAAUAAUAUUGAAGUCAUUAAUAUUGAAGUAAUUGAUAAUAUUGAAGUAAUUGAUCAUAUGGAAGUGAUUAAUAAUAUUGAGGUGGUUAAUAGGGAAGUGAUUAAUAAUAUUGAGGUGAUUAAUAAUAUUGAGGUGAUUAAUAUGGAAGUGAUUAAUGAUAUUGAGGUGGUUAAUGGGGAAGUGAUUAAUAAUAUUGAGGUGGUUGAUAGGGAAGUGAUUAAUGAUAUUGAGGUGAUUGAUAGGGAAGUGAUUAAUAAUAUUGAGGUGAUCAACAGGGAAGUGAUUAAUAAUAUUGAGGUGAUUAAUAAUAUUGAGGUGGUUAAUAUGGAAGUGAUUAAUAAUAUUGAGGUGAUUGAUAGGGAAGUGAUUAAUGACAUUGAGGUGAUUGAUAGGGAAGUGAUUAAUAAUAUUGAGGUGAUCAACAGGGAAGUGAUUAAUAAUAUUGAGGUGAUUCAUGCCAUUGAGGUGAUUAAUAUGGAAGUGAUUAAUAAUGAGGUGAUUGAUAGGGAAGUGAUUAAUAAUAUUGAGGUGGUUAAUAGGGAAGUGAUUAAUGAUAUUGAGGUGAUUGAUAGGGAAGUGAUUAAUAAUGAGGUGGUUAAUAUGGAAGUGAUUAAUAAUGAGGUGGUUAAUAGGGAAGUGAUUAAUGCUAUUGAGGUGGUUAAUAGGGAAGUGAUUAAUAAUGAGGUGAUUAAUAGGGAAGUGAUUAAUAAUGAGGUGGUUAAUAAGGAAGUGAUUAAUAAUGAGGUGAUUAAUAAGGAAGUGAUUAAUAAUGAGGUGAUUAAUAAGGAGGUGAUUAACAAUGAGGUGGUUAAUAGGGAGGUGAUUAAUAAUGAGAUGGUUAAUAAUGAGGUGGUUAAUAAGGAGGUGAUUAAUAAUGAGGUGGUUAAUAAGGAGGUGGUUAAUAGGGAAGUGAUUAACAAUGAGGUGAUUAACAAUGAGGUGAUUAACAAUGAGGUGGUUAAUAAUGAGGUGAUUAAUAGGGAAGUGAUUAAUAAGGAGGUGAUUAAUAAGGAAGUGAUUAAUAAUGAGGUGGUUAAUAAGGAAGUGAUUAACAAUGAGGUGAUUAACAAUGAGGUGGUUAAUAGGGAGGUGAUUAACACUGAGGUGAUUAAUAAGGAGGUGAUUGCCUUGCGCUCUCUGCAGCGCGGUUCGUGCCCGUGCCUGGUUCCCCGCUGUGCCCAGGUGGGCUCCGGGCUCUGCGGGCGCAGUCCCGGGUGCUGCCGUGCUGUGCUGUGCUGGCUGUGCUGGCCGUGCUGUGCUGUGCUGUGCUGUGCUGGCCGUGCUGUGCUGUGCUGUGCUGUGCUGUGCUGGCCGUGCUGUGCUGUGCUGUGCUGUGCUGGCUGUGCUGUGCUGUGCUGUGCUGUGCUGUGCUGUGCUGUGCUGGCUGUGCUGUGCUGUGCUGUGCUGGCCGUGCUGUGCUGUGCUGUGCUGUGCUGUGCUGUGCUGGCCGUGCUGUGCUGUGCUGGCUGUGCUGGCCGUGCUGUGCUGUGCUGUGCUGUGCUGGCUGUGCUGUGCUGUGCUGUGCUGGGCGUGCUCUGCCGGCGGCGUCCCCGCAGCGCUCCGGGCUGCAGCAGCGAUUCCAACCACGGGGAAUUCCUUGGCUGUCAUAAAUGUCACUGUUUCCAUGUUCUUGUCUGACCUUGGGGCUCU